GCGCGCCACGCCGAGCGGGGGGCGGUGCGGCGGAGCCCUGCGCUCGUUCCGGCAGCGGGCGCCGCUCCGUUUCGGCCCGCCCCGCACCGGCGACAGGGCGACAGGCUCCGGCGGGCUCUGCUGCUGCUGCUGCUGCUGCUGCCGUCCCGGUCGCUGGAGGAGAAGGAUGGAGCCGGGCAAAGAGCCCCGAGUGACCACGGGGGAGAAGCCCAGCGAGCCAGAGCCAGCGGCUUCCUUCCAGGCCCGGCUGUGGAAGAACCUGCAGCUGGGGGGCAAGGGCCGGAGCGGCGGCGGGCGGGCAGCUGCCGAGCGCCGCACUGCGGAGCCCCUCGCCCCGCCGCCGGCGGCCGGCGGCAAGGGGGACCUCCAGCCCGGCGGCAAGUGGAGCGGCUUCAAGCGGCGGCGGCAAGUGCUGGACCGCGUCUUCUCGUCCUCGCAGCCCAACCUUUGCUGCUCGGCCGCCGAGCCGCUGGAGCCGGCCGGCGAGUCCGGCUCCGCCCUGCGCCGCCUGCGGGAGCACCUGCUUCCCCAGGGCAAGGGGCCGCCGCCCGGCCGCCGCCCGGAGCCCGCCGCCGGCGCUGAGGGGCCGGCGGGGGGCAGGGAGGGGCGCCGGCCCGGGGCGCACCUGUCCCACCAGAAGAGCUCCUCGCUGCCCAGCACCGCCUGCCUGGAGCAGCUGCUGCAGGGCUCGCCCCUCGCCGGCACGAUCCAGGACCAGCGGACGGAGGACGGCGACGGCGGCGCGAGAACUAAUUCCUUUGGAACUAGUAAUGCAGAUUUCCCCCCUGGGGACCCCGGAAUGUACCAGUUGGACGUUACUCUAAGAAAAGGACAGAAUCUAGCUGCACGGGACCGUGGAGGAACAAGUGAUCCAUAUGUCAAGCUCAAACUUGGAGGUAAAGAAGUAUUUAGAAGUAAAACAGUAUACAAGAACCUUAAUCCCGUGUGGGAAGAAAAAGCUUGCAUUCUUAUAGAAAACCUAAGGGAACCACUGUAUAUAAAGGUAUUUGAUUAUGACUUUGGACUUCAAGAUGACUUCAUUGGUUCAGCAUUUUUGGAUCUCACUUCAUUGGAAUUAAAUAGGCAAAGAGAUGUUACCUUGAGUCUGAAGGAUCCUCAUUACCCUGACCAUGAUCUGGGAAGUAUAUUCCUGUCAGUUCUGUUGGCUCCAGGAGACCAGCGAGAAGCGACAAUGCUAAUGAGGAAGAGUUGGAAAAGAUCAAGUAAGUUUCAGACCCAGAGCUUACGUCUGUCAGACCUGCACAGAAAGUCUCAGUUAUGGAGAGGGAUAGUCAGUGUUACCUUAAUAGAAGGUUGUGAACUUAAGGCAAUGGAUGCAAAUGGGCUCAGUGAUCCUUAUGUGAAGUUUCGUUUGGGGCAUCAGAAGUACAAGAGCAAGAUUGUUCCAAAAACUUUGAAUCCUCAGUGGAGGGAGCAGUUUGACUUUCAUCUCUAUGAAGAACGAGGUGGAAUUAUUGAUAUUACCGUGUGGGACAAAGAUGUUGGCAAAAGGGAUGAUUUCAUUGGCAGGUGCCAGAUUGACCUGUCAACCCUGAGUAAGGAGCAAACCCACAAGCUGGAGAUGCCACUAGAGGAGGGAGAGGGAUACCUGGUGUUGCUGGUCACUCUCACAGCCUCAGCAGCAGUCACCAUCUCUGACCUCUCCAUCAACUCCCUGGAGGACCAGAAGGAGCGAGAGGAGAUACUGAAGAGAUAUAGUCCAAUGAUGAUGUUCCAUAACAUCAGUGAUGUGGGAUUUCUUCAGGUGAAGGUCAUCAGGGCAGAAGCAUUGAUGGCAGCUGAUGUCACAGGUAAAAGUGACCCAUUUUGUGUAGUUGAAUUGAACAAUGACAGACUGCUGACACAUACUGUCUACAGGAACCUCAAUCCAGAAUGGAACAAAAUCUUCACAUUCAAUAUAAAGGACAUCCACUCAGUGCUUGAAGUGACAGUUUACGACGAAGACCGCGAUCGAAGUGCUGACUUUCUAGGCAAAGUUGCUAUACCAUUGCUGUCUAUUCAAAAUGGUGAACAGAAAGCCUACGUCUUGAAAAACAAGCAGCUGACAGGGCCAACAAAGGGGGUCAUCUAUCUUGAAAUAGAUGUGAUUUUUAAUGCUGUGAAAGCCAGCAUACGAACCUUAAUGCCCAAAGAACAGAAGUACAUUGAAGAGGAAGACAGACUGUCUAAACAGCUGCUGUUAAGGAACUUCAUCCGGAUGAAGCAUUGUAUCAUGGCACUCGUUACUGCUGUUUGCUAUGUUAGCAGUUGUUUUGACUGGGAUUCUCCACCAAGAAGUCUAGCUGCUUUUUUGCUUUUUCUUUUUGUCGUCUGGAACUUUGAGCUCUACAUGAUACCACUGGCUUUGUUGUUGCUGCUGGCAUGGAACUACUUCUUGAUCAUAUCAGGAAAAGAUAACAGGCAACAUGAUACAGUAGUGGAGGACAUGCUAGAGGACGAGGAAGAAGAGGAUGACAGAGAUGACAAGGACGGUGAAAAGAAAGGAUUUAUGAAUAGACUUUAUGCCAUCCAGGAGGUGUGUGUCACUGUCCAGAAUAUCCUAGAUGAAAUCGCUUCUUUUGGUGAAAGGAUCAAGAAUACAUUCAACUGGACUGUCCCAUUCCUGAGCUGGCUGGCAAUUGUUGCCCUCUCUGUGUUCACCAUCGUCCUGUAUUUCAUUCCACUGAGAUACAUUGUCCUUGUCUGGGGCAUCAAUAAAUUUACAAAGAAGAUUCGAAAUCCAUAUGCAAUUGAUAACAAUGAGCUACUUGACUUUCUGUCCAGAGUCCCUUCUGAUGUGCAAGUGAUGCAAUACCAUGAAUUGAAACAAGAUCCUACUCACAGCCCAAGCAAGAGAAAGAAAAACAAUCCUGCCUAGCCAACUUCAUGUGUGGAGGAGACCAGCAUCUGCCAGGGGAAGAUAAAAGAGCAAGCCUAAAAGCAUUUCCCUUCCCUAAGCUUUUUAUUUAUCUUGCCUUUUUAUCUAGUGGGGAGAUUUUGUAACAGUAUUGAAAGGUGUUUCUCAUGGAAAAUCAAUUUCUCAUUGUAAAGACAUUUGUUUCAAGUAGGGUUUUUGCCAUUUUAAAGCCUUAUUAGAAACAAUGUAACACAUUGAAUGAGCAAAUCUAAAAUGGAGAAUAUACAGUGCUUCUUGGUGGUCAAAUACACAUGAGAUAGUCAAACCAUGCCAACUAAACCUACAAAAUGUUUCACUUUAAAUCUGACUCAGAAAUUUCUCAGAUUUUAUUUGUGAGCAUUAAUAUUUUUAUGCAGUCAGUCAUCAUUACAAUUUUCUAUGUUUUGUAUAUUGCAAGAGAAAUACAAUGUAGUGGAGCCUACUGCACUUAAGUUUUAGCAGAUUUUUUUAAAUUUCAGACCCUGGUGUUAACUCCUGGUGCAACAUUUUUCUAUGUGGUAGGGCUGCUUAUAAGACAGUGAGAAACACCAAGUACAAAUCUCUUUCUGGAGCUCCCAAAAGCAGUUCCUGCUGUCUUUAUCAUUCCAUUAUAAAACCUAAAAAUCUGUUUCAAAAUACUGCCAGGUUUGUAACUGAUUGCCUAUCAUAUUUUUCUACAUGUACCAGUAGUGUUCAUUUGUACUACAUAGCUUAGCUCUAACCGGUCAAACUAACUCCAUAGUGCUUUGGGUGUCAUGCUAUGAACACUUUUUUGUGCACAUAACUAUUUUAAUAUGGAUAUCUUGCAGAAAAUGUUUUUCAUUCAAAUCAUAAGAUCAUACUAAAAUGCUUUAUAGUAUAACAUUACCUGUUACCAAUGUAAAAUACUGUGUAGAGGUAAAAAAUGCAGUUGUGGUAAAACUGAUAUACCAGGGCUUUUUCCUUAGUUAAUAAUGUCAGUUCUUCUGAUACAAUCUUUCCCUACUGCAUGAAAACUGCAUUAUCUUAUAAAUUACAUGGAACAUAGAUGAGAAACAUUUACAUUUCAAAUGUCUUAGUGGCCACUGCAUAACGAGUACUUGGGGAUAUAUUCUGGUAGCUGCAUGCAGACUUCCACACUCAGCUCCCCACACAGUGAGCAGAGACUCAUUCCUGAGGGACUACCUGUGCUCCUCAUUAUAGUUCCCAGUGACAUUAAAGGGGAUUUUUUGCCCAGGGGAGAACGACAGGACUGCAUCCUCAAGGGGGGCUGUGGUCCUCUCUCAAUUACCUCUCACUGGUUGCAAUUGCAGAUGAAGUUAUAUUGCACUACUCUAAAAAUACUUUUUGAAAAGUCUAUUUAGAAAUACUUUGCAAGCACAUGUGAAUAUGUAUUUGUCCAAAGAAGUAUGUGUUAGCUGCAUUGCUCAUGAAGGAUCAUCCUGGAUUUCUUUAUUUUGCAAAUAAGAUGAUAGCCAAGUUCUUAUGUGACAGUUACUUUGAUCCUUCUGUUUGUAUAUUUAAAAGAAUGCCAAUCAAAUGAAUGGUCUGCAGACAGCCUUGGACCUAAACAAGCUCUUGUUACAUCUUGACUUUGAAAGAGUUUUAUUUUGCAGCUUGUGUAACCUUUUAGCUGUGUCCUACCUGAAGAGCAACAUAUUAUUGGUGAAAUCAUAAGCACUUGUCAGCCUAUUCUGUUUAAAAAACCAAACUUGUGACUCAACAAGAUGUGAAUGUUUGUUGCCUGUUGUCAGUUUUGCACAUUCCUUUAAUACAGGGCAAGCCUUGUACCUUCUUAACGUUGCCCACCAGCCUUGUCUUUUUUUUGUGCACAAUUUCAAAUGUCUACUUUGGUGGUAAUAUCUGAGCUGGUUAUGCACGUUUCCUGCAUUAAACACACUUCUAAGCAUCA
Oenanthe melanoleuca is the source of this 4787-nucleotide messenger RNA. RefSeq names its product multiple C2 and transmembrane domain containing 1 (gene MCTP1). Gene Ontology annotation, biological process: regulation of neurotransmitter secretion. Lineage: Eukaryota; Metazoa; Chordata; Aves; Passeriformes; Muscicapidae. The transcript is spliced from 21 exons. The record is from RefSeq and is a predicted model, not a curated record. The coding region runs from base 167 to 2878 and encodes 903 amino acids. Gene Ontology annotation, cellular component: synaptic vesicle membrane. Gene Ontology annotation, molecular function: calcium ion binding.